Penicillium egyptiacum is the source of this 1293-nucleotide messenger RNA. Lineage: Eukaryota; Fungi; Ascomycota; Eurotiomycetes; Eurotiales; Aspergillaceae. The record is from the annotation of a GenBank genome assembly.
AUGGCAUCUUUGGUAUCCAUGGUUGGUCGGAUUUACCAGGCGUUCAGUCCGCCGCAACAACCUGCUAAAGUAGGAGAUGCUCUUAAAUUUGGCAUAUUAGGAGCCGCCAGCAUCGCGUAUGUGAAAAAUAUACAUGGCCGAAGCUUAACCCCGUUGACAUAUAAACUUAGGCCACUUGCUCUAAUUAUUCCAGCCAAGUCCCAUCCCGAAGUGAUCGUCCAGGCGGUGUCGGCUCGUGACCGCAAGAAGGCGGAUGAUUUUGCUAGGUCACACGGCAUUCCCGAAGUCAGAGACUCGUAUGAGGAUAUUAUACAUGACCCCAACAUCGACUGUGUUUUCAUCCCCCUUCCAAACUCCCUUCAUUACGAAUGGGCAGUCCGUGCCAUUCGCGCCGGCAAGCACGUCCUGCUUGAGAAGCCUUCUGUGUCAAACUCCACGGAGGCGGAGAUCCUCUUCAACCUGCCUGAGCUUUCUCAACCCAAUGGACCAGUCCUCCUCGAGGCUUUCCACAGUCGCUUCUUCCCAGCCUGGUCGUACUUCCGCUCUUUGAUCGACCCGGCGAAUGUCGUCCACAUAAACGCCGUCUCAAUGAUCCCUUGGUGGCUAACCAGCAAGGACGAUAUCCACUUCAACUACGAGCUGUCAGGUGGCAGUAUUAUGGCUAUGGGAACCUACAAUUUGGCUGCGCUGCGGCUUUUCUUUGACGCUGAACCUGAGGAGUGUCUCAACUGUGAGGUGCACGCCUACACCGAUGGGAUCCAUGACAAAUGUGACUAUGAUUUCCGAGCCCAGUUUCGUUUCCCGAACGGUGGGAUUGGCGAGGCCUCAAGUACUCUGAAGGGACCCACGUCCUGGACCCCAUCGCAUGUCACGGUGACCAACAAGGAGAUCAUUAUGGAAGACAAGAGCCUCCCUGAAUCACAGCUCAAGGCUCAAAAACAGGAGUUGACCCUCCACGGCUUUGUGCACGGGCUCUUCUGGCAUAGGGUUGAUAUCAAGGAUGUUUAUGAGAUCCGUGACCAGAAUACAGGCAACGUAAUCCGGAAGUGGGAGGAGAAAACCUCCCAGAAAGCAUACACCUUCAAGGAAGCAGGUGGUGAUUUUGCGGACCUGCCCGGUGAACCUUACUGGACGUCUUACCGACACCAGUUGGAGCAGUUUGUCAAUCGCAUCAAGGGUCGGAAAACCCAACACUGGGUGGAUAGAAGCGACUCGAUUGCCCAGAUGAAGAUGCUGGACAUGGCCUACGAAAAGAGUGGUCUCGGUCCUCGGCCUACCAGUUCGUUCAGAUAA